AUGAAGGCCAUGGUUGUGAACGGUCGGGAUUUUCUGGUUGACCGCAACAGGCGACGCCCUGAGAUGAUGCCAGACUCUUUGCUUGUUCGACCUCACGCUAUCGCACUUAACCCGACCGACUGGAAAUCAGUCUCCUACGGGAGAGCCGCGGACGGCUGUAUCGUUGGCUGCGACUACGCCGGCGUUGUCGAAGCGGUAGGCAAGGAGGUCAGCAAGUCCUGGAGCCCAGGUGAUAGAGUCUUUGGUUGCGGGCACGGGGCAAAUCUCGUCAAUGCGGACGACGGUGUCUUUGCAGAAUAUGCCGUCGUCAGGGGUGAUUUGCAGAUGCGAAUUCCCGAUGGCUGGACCUUUGAGAAAGCAGCCACUGCACCUCUCGGGCUGAUCACUGUCGGCCAAGGUCUAUAUCAGAAGUCAUUGAAGUUGAAGUUGCCCACUGAUCCUGAAAGGAACCAAAACGUCCCGGUCUUGAUAUACGGCGGAACAACGGCAACGGCAACGCUUGCGAUUCAACUUGCGAAAUUAUCGGGAUACACGGUUAUCACUACAUGCCUACCGGAGCAUUUUGAUCACACAAGACGCCUGGGGGCCGAUUUCUCUUUCGAUUACAUGGACCCUGAUGUAGGUUCAAAGAUAAGGGAUCUGACGCGGAACGAGCUCCGAUAUGCGUGGGAUACUAUUAGCAUUACUGCUUCGGCACAGAUUUGCGCCGACGCCCUAUCAAGCCGUUCUGGCUUGGGGUUACGGUACGGAAAUCUUUUGCCUGUCAAAUCACCCCGCGAGGAUGUCGAAACAGUCACCACUGUCAUGUAUACUGCUUUUGGCAGGUACUUCAAGUUCGGAAAUCAAGACAUGUACGCCAGCCGGGAAGAUUAUGAGUUCGGACGGAUGUUCUACGCCAUGGCAGAGCAAUUAAUGGCACAGGGGAAACUCCAAACUCAUCCAGAAAUGGUGGGUGAAGGUGGCCUUAAUGGUGCUGUAAAGGGGUUCGAGUUGAUGAAGGCGGGCCAAAUUACGGGGCAGAAGUUGGUUUUCCGGAUUGAUGACACAAUAUGA
Penicillium maclennaniae is the source of this 1053-nucleotide messenger RNA. Its product is annotated as zinc-binding alcohol dehydrogenase family protein. The transcript is spliced from 3 exons. Gene Ontology annotation, molecular function: oxidoreductase activity, acting on NAD(P)H. The record is from RefSeq and is a predicted model, not a curated record. Lineage: Eukaryota; Fungi; Ascomycota; Eurotiomycetes; Eurotiales; Aspergillaceae. The coding region runs from base 1 to 1053 and encodes 350 amino acids.